UGUAAUAUAUUGUUCAUAUUAGUCUCUCGGUUUGAGCUGAACCUGGAGUCUUUAUAUUUCACAACCAGAAGUGUUAUGAAAGCCCUCUGGUGAUAUUUAAUUGUCCACAGGGUGUGAAAAGAAAACGUUCCUCGCUCGUUGUCUCCAUGCUUGUGAUCUGAGAGUGAUGUGAUGAUCAAAGCCUGUGGGAGAUGAUGAUGCUGUGUUGUGAGCGUUAUUCUGUCUUCUGAUUGGCUAGUGUAAUUAUCUCGACACGCGCGCUGACAGCCAGAGCGUCCCAUCUUGUCACGCGCUUGUGAACCACCAGCUCCCGCCAAAAGCCUUCAGUCACAUCUGCUUCAGAUAUGUGUAUGAAAACAUGGAGCUGUCAAAGAGUGGAGAUAUUUCAGUUGAUCGAAAGAGGUCAAGUAAGGCACAUGGCCAGAGUAAAUGGCCUGAAGAACACAAAUCUCAAACCACCUCGAAUAAUGGAUUUGUGAAUACACACAGUACUGAUGAAAGCUCAUCCUCACUGCCUGUGCCAGAUACUCUGGACAUACUGUCUCCAGGGGUUAGUGACAAGCUCUCAGAAGGUCAUAGGCAGCUCCAUGGCUCUUUCAGAAGAAGCAGAACCCAUGACUGUGUGAGAGGAACGGGACUGCAGAAAGCUGAGAGCCCUGUUUACAAAGAUGGAACGAACUGGUACCAUCAUCAUAAGCUGGUGACCAGUGUCAGCUUUUCAGGAUUCGAGGCGCCUCUAAGGCUGUUUCGUGAGAAUCGAGAUACAUCUGGCAGCAGCCAUGAAUUCAAUGAUUACUGUAACCUAACACCUCAAGUGCCCUUUGUGCACUGCAAAGCCAAGUCCAUUCCUAAAAAGAGGAUCUCACUGAGGAAACAUAGGAAGGCCAUUAAGGACUUGUUUGUUCACGAUAGACACAGACGUGAAAAAGCUAUGUCCCCAAGUACACCAUGUCAUGUUACAGGUGAGAAUGUUCCAACAUUGAGGAAGAUGGUAAGGCACCGAAAACGCACCACUGCAGGAAACGGAUAUAAUGAACUCAGUGAGACUCCCUCCGAUUCUUCCAGUGAAUGUUGUUCUAAUGUCGGUGAGGAUGCUGCUUCAUUAAAAAGCUUUGGAUCUCAGGCUGGGUGUGGUGAGAUUUUUGCUAAUGAGUUUGUAUCACCUGAGGGGGUCCUUAGCCCCGAGCACCACACAGUUGCCUGUGAACCUCUGAGAAAAAGCCCUACUACUAUAGGUUUCCAGGGAGGUAAUGAGUGUCUGGCAUCUCCAGUGCACGCUGAGGUCCUGGACAUGUUUGGGUUGUGGGAAACCCUAAACAGAACUUUGCUUUUUGGGCAGAGUUCAAAAGCAACAGGACAUGCAACAAAACCCACAACCCCUAUCACAGAAUCUCCUUCCACAACCAAGUCUGAAUAUGUAACCACAAAUACACCACGACCUGUAGAGGACGAGAUCAGGGAAUCAAAUUCUGAUGUGAUAACACCCAAAAGUGAUAACCGAGGGAACACCAGUGAUGAGGGCUACUGUGAUUAUGUUUCUCCUGGUUUUGAGGACCACAGUAGAAGUUCCCUCACUCCAGUGCAUUCCAUUAAUUUCCCUGGGGACACGUACAGUAGAGAUGCUCUUUAUGAGCUAUUCUGUGACCCUAGCGAGGCUGAGAUGACCUCGAUCUUUAAUGAUGAGAUCAAUCUAACAGACAGCAUUGUUGGCCAGUGCAGUGAUCUUCCAUUAUCCAUGUACAGCUUCCAUGUUGGAGCAGAGGAGAAUCUUGCCCCUCCUUUGGCUCAGGACUUUGUUGGUCAAAAGCUUCUGCAAAGUAAAUGGAUGGGGAAGGAUUGCUUACUAAAGCUUUGUAACACUGAGAUAUCUAUGGCUAUGGGUAUAGUUAAUUGGCUAAAGAAUAGGACUGACAAUAGCAACCCAAAAGAGUUGAGAUCUUCAAAAUUGAGCAGUGAUGAAACAAGAGAUGAAUGUGUGAGAUGCCUAACGCAGUCUGCAAGGAUUGGGAAAUCAACAAAAGGAUCAAGAAGUGUUAACAGUAGAGGAGACACAGCUGAUUUCAAAGUGUCAAAUCAGAAAAACAUUGGUAUUCUGCCCUCAAAACAUGAUGCAAACACAGUGAUGUCAACCUUGGCUUCUCCAGAAAGCCAACCCAAGACCCCAGUGAGUGGUGUGUGUUUCAGGAUAUUCAAUAUCGACUCUCCUCAAACUCCAGGUGGAGAUUUGCAGUCCCCAGUGGCAAGCUCUCCUGGCUCUGGGACAAGGUCUUUGUUUGUGUUGGCCUUAAACAAGGAUUCUCUUUGUGAAUCUUGCAAGAGUUCCCUGAAAAAUGGAGUGAAAGAUCUGCACCUGUGCCGUUCUUGUAUAUCCCUCAUUGAGCACAUCAAGACUUCAGACCUUUGGGCCCAUGCCAGUUUUCCCAGGUCUACUCUAACUCCACAGCCAAUAACCAGAGAGCUACUCUCUCCAACCAGCACCUGCGGGAUACGAAGUGACAUCAGCAUAGCUUCCCUUGUUGAGCAGUGUGCUAGUCAGUUGUCUUCUAUGAAAAUCAACUUUACUCAAGCUCACUCAAACUGUGAAAUAAGAGAUAUCAUUGUACCUGAGCAAGGGGUAAAAAGGAACAAAGAACACUCUCAAAAAUACAUAAAGAAAAAGAAAAGGUCAGUGGCAACUUCUGAAAGAGGCUUGCAUGAUAGACCUCACUUGAAGACGUCCAGCUUUUCUGAAGAUGUGAAUCCUUCCCUUUUAGAGACUAAGGGACUUGGUUCUGAUGAUUUGUUGUUGGAAACUUAUGGUCCAUGUGUUUCUGAAUCUGGUGAUGCAGAUGUAUCUCAAGCUACCAGGCCUACAUCUCUUCCUCUCAUGGCCUCUGCCUCUCCAGAUUUUCUUUGCAGAGAGGACCACCACAUACACCAUUUGAAUAAGAUGGAAGCGGGAAACCCAUCCAAAAAGAAGCACAGAUUACGGCAUCACGGGAACUAUACUGUGAAUAGUGAGGGAUCGUGCAGUGUCUUUCCAGGGGAUAUAACUGUAGAACGCAGAUGCAGAAUGAAGAAGUGAAUCAGAUUCUGAAUUUGUGGAUCCUGGCCGUCUUAAACUCGUUUCUUCUGUCCAGUACCUCAGUCCUCUGGGCAGCUGACCUCUCUACCAGCUGUCAAAGUCUCUACCUUUCUUCCACAAGAAAUCUGACAUGUUUGCUCAUAUUACUGUCAACUCAGCAACACUGUGAGCCUGGAACAACAACAGGUCUGUUGAUCUGUUUGUCUGAAAAGUGAAAAGUCACAUCAGUGUUUUUCUCUGUCCAUAGUGUUUCUGCAGUCACUGCUAUUUUUUAUUGCAAAUUUAUCGCUGGAGUUUUCAAACCGAGGAUCAAUGACAGUACAUACUAGUGCAAUAACUACACUUUAAAAUCACUUUAUUACAGUCCGAGGGACACAUUUUAAACUGUUGUCUUAGAGAAAAUGUAUUGAAUUUGACAUUGUGGGAAGGUUAGCUUGUUUUUGCACAUCAAAACAAUCUGACAAGCUAUUUGAAAAGCUCUAUUCUGGAGUUUGGAAGAGAAACAGAGAGUUCCUUGAAAGGAUUGGGACAGCUGGAGACAUAGCAAUGGAAUCAAUUUGAAAAUUGCAUCAAUUCAAAUUUGCAUUUUCAUUUGUCCUAUUAGAGUUCAAAACAGAGAUGGAUAAUUGUUUAUCAGUGAAUAAAUGAGGUAAAGUAGCCCUUUGAAAGAAUGCCUUUAAUCUGGCUGAUGUGACCAGAAUUGAUGAGAGGCACCAAAAAAAGGGUCCAUUCAUACAUAUAGUAGGCCUCUUCACAAAGCAGGCAGGUGGCACUUUUACAUGUUGUCUUUGUCCAUUUUGGAAUGUAAUUCUGCCAGUUCAGUCCUUUUUUAAUUGGUAAAGACUUCAACUCAACCUAGACUGCAAUAGUCCAGCCAGGGUUGUUAUUGAACAGAAUUCCCAUAUGACAAGUAAUCUAUACAUGUCUGCACAUCCUUCUUUGAGCUGACAGUUAUCUACUUAAAUAGACAUCUGCACAUCUAUAUUUAGGUGGCUGGUUAUCACUGAAGUUAACUUCUAAACCAUUUAUUUAUCUUAAUUGUUAUGGAUGUAUAGGAAUAGAACACAUUUUUGAAAAAAUGGUACCUUUAGAAGUGACCUAUAUGUGCAUGCGAUCCUUGCUCUAAACAAAAGGAAGCCAAAGGGUCAUUUCGAAGAAGCCCUUUCUGCUAAAACCUUAGCAGCUUUUAGUAAAGUAUUGUAUUUCAGGGCCUCAACCUGUUUUUCAUUACAUCAGCAUCAGCCAUAACAACAUCUGGUACAG
Carassius auratus (goldfish) is the source of this 4327-nucleotide messenger RNA. RefSeq lists its product as uncharacterized. Gene Ontology annotation, cellular component: plasma membrane. NCBI's taxonomy places the organism in Eukaryota, Metazoa, Chordata, Actinopteri, Cypriniformes, Cyprinidae. The transcript has 3 exons. Gene Ontology annotation, molecular function: phosphatidylinositol-4,5-bisphosphate binding; beta-catenin binding. Gene Ontology annotation, biological process: regulation of canonical Wnt signaling pathway. The coding region runs from base 359 to 3064 and encodes 901 amino acids. The record is from RefSeq and is a predicted model, not a curated record.